Molecule: messenger RNA, 2907 nt
Organism: Dermatophagoides farinae (American house dust mite)
Lineage: Eukaryota; Metazoa; Arthropoda; Arachnida; Sarcoptiformes; Pyroglyphidae
Source: RefSeq, a predicted model, not a curated record
UGAAUAAAUUAAAUUGAAACAGAAUGUGAAUUAUGUGAUAUGAAAGAAUUUAAAAAUUUAAAUUCGAAUUUGGUUUAGAAUGUUUGUGAUCUGUUCUAUAUAGAAUUACAAUUACAAAAUUGUACAUUGUCCAUGCAUGUGAUCAAUAAAAAUUUUCAUUCACCUAAUUUCAUUUUUGUAACUUUUUUUUCACUGUCACAUUCUCAUUGCCUGAACCGGUUGUUUCAAAUUUCCGCAUUAUUACACUCAACAUUGUCCAUAAAUUUCCGUCCAUAUUCUUGUUACAAGAAUUCAUCUGGUUGAUUCUUUUUUUUCAAUUGUGAAAUUGGCCUGUAAUUAUUUUUUGUUUUCAAAUUUCAUUUCAUUGGUGAAAUAUCUCUACAAUUUUGUAAAAAAAAAUCAUUCGAAUAUUUUUUUAGGCCACAAAUCCCAAAUUUCAAAUACCAAGUGGUUGUGUGUUUUGGUCACAUUUUAUUAAAAUUCUUUUCUGAUUUCUGAACAAUCAAACAAACAAACAAACAAAUGACUUCAGAAACCGUCAAAGUUAUAACAAGAUGUCGUCCAUUAAAUCAACGUGAAAAAGAAUUAAAAUGUCAGGUGAUUGUCAACAUCGAUUCAUCGUGUGGCCAAUGUUCAUUGAUCAAUCCGGAUGAUCGAUCGGCACCACCAAAAACAUUUACAUUCGAUGGAGCCUAUUACACUGAUUCUACUACUGAACAAAUCUAUAAUGAAAUUGUCUUUCCUAUUGUUGAGAGCGUCACUGAGGGUUACAAUGGAACAGUAUUUGCAUAUGGCCAAACUGGCUGUGGUAAAUCAUUUACAAUGCAGGGCACUUCCGAUUCUGCUCACCGUGGGAUUAUACCAAGAUCAUUCGAACAUAUAUUUGAGGCAAUAUCAACGGCUGAAAAUUCUAAAUUUCUGGUACAAGCUUCCUAUUUAGAGAUCUAUAAUGAAGAAAUUAGAGAUUUAUUGGGAACGGAUAUCAAAAAGAAAUUGGAACUAAAAGAACAUCCGGAAACAGGCGUAUAUGUUGGUAAUCUUUCUAUGCAUAUAGUGAAUGAUGUACGUGCAUGUGAAAUGAUUAUGGAAACUGGUUGGAAAAAUCGUUCAGUUGGUGCUACAUUAAUGAAUGCCGAUUCUAGCCGUAGUCAUUCAAUAUUUACAAUUUACAUUGAACGAAUGCAAACCAUUGAUCUUGAAUCUAGUGAUGUUAAAUUUGGUAAAUUAAAUCUAGUCGAUUUAGCUGGUAGUGAAAGACAAUCAAAAACCGGUGCAGCUGGUGAUCGGUUGAAAGAAGCAACAAAAAUCAAUCUAUCAUUAUCAGCAUUGGGCAAUGUAAUAUCGGCAUUAGUCGAUGGCAAAGCUAAACAUAUACCGUUUAGAGAUUCAAAAUUAACACGAUUACUACAAGAUAGUCUUGGUGGUAAUACUAAAACAUUGAUGGUUGCAUGUAUAUCACCAGCGGAUAAUAAUUAUGACGAAACAUUAAGCACAUUGCGUUAUGCAAAUCGUGCAAAAAAUAUUCAAAAUAAACCACGAAUAAAUGAAGAUCCAAAAGAUGCCAAAUUACGUGAAUAUCAGGAAGAGAUAUUAUGGUUGAAAAAAAUGCUUGAACAACAAACAUCAUCAUUAUCAUCAUCAUCAUCACCUGCCGGAUUGUCAGAUAAUAACAGUCAACAGUUGCAAACACAGCCACAGAAUGAUAUUGUUAUCGAAGAAAUUCGUCAAGCAUAUGAUAAUAAAAUGAAAGAUCUGCUAAAUAAAUAUGAAGAAGAAGUGAAGAAUAAAGAAAAACUUAAACAAGAUAUCGAUAAAUUAAAAUCUCGAUAUGAACAUGAUAAAUCAACAACCAAUAAUAAUACGGAUGAAUUGAAUGAACAAAAAGAAUCUGUAUUACGUGCAAUGAAAAAAUUACAAGCAAUUGAAAAUCAAAUGGUUGGUGGUGAAAAAGCUAACGAUGCUGAAUUGAAAGAGAAACGUGCACGAAAGAAAAAAAUUGCCGAAGCAAAAAUGAAUGCCAUAUCUGAAGCAUUAGCUCAACUUAAUGAUGACGAUAAAGUGUUGCUCAAAGCUUAUGGUGAUAUCACUGAAGAAUUGCGAGCAAAAUCAAUGUUGAUGAAAAAAGCUAAACGUCGUAUACAACAAUUGGAACAAGAAGUAGAAGAUUUACAAUCCGAAUUUGAAUCUGAACGUACAGAUUAUCUGGAAACGAUUCGUAGAUUGCAGGAACAGAUGAAAUUAUUAACGCAGAUAUUGGACAAAGUUCAGCCAUUGCUGAAAAGUGAAUGUAAUUAUUCAAAUUUAAUGAAAAUCAAAGAGGAUGCCAUAUGGGAUGAGAAUAUCCAACAAUGGAUUCUACCGAAUGUAUCAUUUGGUCGUAUACGUUUACCACCAGCAUCACAGCAGCAACAACAGUCAAUGCAACCACCAACGAUAACAACACCUACAAGUAAACAAUCAAGUCCGGAUAAUCGUCGAGAAAUAACUCCAUCACGGUUAUAUCGACCUGAUUCACCUAAUCUGAUAUUCGAUUCCGAUAUAGUCGAUGGCCAUUCCAAUAGUACGGACAUGAAUGGUGGAUAUAAUAAUGAAGAUAAAUUGUUACGAAAAUUAGAAAAUUCACAAAGCGAUGAUAUCGUUACGAAUUAUCUAAUGCCGAAACGACGACAACAAUUGUUAAAUACAUUGCACAAAUUAAAAUUAAGUGUACCCGAAUUGGACGAUCAACAACAAGAUAAUGAGCUAAUAAUAACAACGAUGAACAACAAUAAUAUGAAUCCACAUUUAAUUAUCAAUAGUGGUAAUAAUAAUGAAUUAACGAACGUUUCCAAACAAGAAUGACAAUGUUAUCAAACAAUAAUAAUGAUAAUAUACAUCAAUUGAAUCCGAAUUCAAAUCAUGGAAUCA